AUGUCCACGUCAAACGGGCAGAAGGAAAAAGGAAUAGGAACGAGUCUUAUCGGUAGUGGAAGAAGUCAAGAGAACCAAAGGAUGGUGCGAGUGGUGUUUCUCCACCCUGACCUGGGGAUUGGUGGUGCAGAGAGGCUAGUCGUGGAUGCAGCAGUGGCUCUGAAAUCUCAAGGAUGCAGUGUUCAGAUUUGGACUGCUCACUAUGACCCCGCACACUGCUUCUCGGAAACCCUUGAUCCAGAGCUCCCUGUGGUCUGUGUUGGUGACUGGCUUCCUACGAGUUUGUGCGGAUACCUCCAUGCUCUCUGUGCAUAUCUAAGGAUGAUUUAUGUGGCAUUAUAUCUGGUUUUCUUUAGUGGACUGGAGUAUGAUGUCGUGUUUUGUGAUCAGGUGUCUGUGUGUAUCCCAGUAUUGAGACUUUCUCGUCACAGGAAAAAGGUUCUGUUCUAUUGUCACUUCCCGGACCAGCUGCUGACUCAAAGGAAAACUACUCUGAAGAAAAUGUAUCGUGCUCCUAUUGACUGGAUGGAAGAAUGGACCACUGGUAUGGCUGACAUGAUCCUGGUAAACAGUCAGUUCACUGCCGGCGUGUUCAGAGACACCUUCAGGAGCCUGAGUGGAGUCCAGACAGACGUGCUGUAUCCUUCUCUGAACACAAGCACCUUUGACCGGCCGAGCGCGCAGGACUCGGGCCUGGGGGGCCUCCUUCCAGAGGGCACAUCCUGCAUGUUCCUCUCUCUGAAUAGAUACGAGCGUAAGAAGAACCUGGGCCUGGCUCUGGAGGCACUGUCUGCUCUGCGGAGCUCACUGAACAAAGAGCAGUCAGCCGGCGUUCAUCUGGUGGUGGCAGGAGGAUAUGACGAGCGCGUCACAGAGAAUGUGCAGCAUUACAAUGAGCUGAAGGAUCUGGCAGAACAGAUCCACUUGGAGGGCUGCGUCACCUUCUUACGCUCCCCCUCAGACUCCCUGAAGGUGGAGCUGCUGCGGGCCAGCGCUGCUGUGUUGUACACCCCAAGCAGAGAACAUUUUGGGAUUGUUCCAGUGGAGGCCAUGUACUGCUGCUGCCCUGUUAUCGCUGUGAACUCUGGGGGGCCCCUGGAGAGUGUGGCUGAUGGGGUGACGGGCUUCCUGUGCGAGCCCACUGCAGAGGCCUUCUCUGGGGCUAUGGAGCGGCUCGUUAAAGAGCCCCACCUCCGCAAAGACAUGGGACAGGCUGGCAGAACCAGGGUACAAGAUAAAUUCUCUCUGGAGGCGUUCUCAGACCAGCUGUAUGGAUACAUUCUCAAACUCAGUCAGUAA
Molecule: messenger RNA, 1299 nt
Organism: Knipowitschia caucasica
Lineage: Eukaryota; Metazoa; Chordata; Actinopteri; Gobiiformes; Gobiidae
Source: the annotation of a GenBank genome assembly